Molecule: messenger RNA, 885 nt
Organism: Stegodyphus dumicola
Lineage: Eukaryota; Metazoa; Arthropoda; Arachnida; Araneae; Eresidae
Product: histone-lysine N-methyltransferase SETMAR-like
Source: RefSeq, a predicted model, not a curated record
AUGCCAGUGCCAGAACUGAUUUGCAAAGUUCGAUCUGGCAAUUUUGAUGUCGAAGAUGCACCACGGUCUGGAAGGCCGGUCGAAGCUGACAAAGAUGCGAUAAAGGCAUUAGUUGAUGCAAAUCGGCGAACAACCACACGAGAGAUCAGUGAGAGGUUAAAUUUGUCGAAUUCGACUGUUUAUGGCUACUUGAAAGGCCUGGGCUUAACCUUGAAGCUCGAUGUGUGGGUGCCCCAUGUUCUUACGGAGCGAAAUUUGUGUCGGCGCGUUUACGUGUGUGAUUCGCUCCUCAAACGUCAGGAAAAGGAUCCAAUUUUGAAGCGGAUUAUUACUGGGGACGAAAAAUGGGUCGUAUACAACAAUGUGAAAUGCAAGAGGCCAUGGAGCAGAAAAGAUGAACCGGCUCAAAGCGUUUCAAAAGCCAACAUUCACCAAAAAAAAAAAAAAGGUGCUGCUGUCCAUUUGGUGCUUUUACCGGACAAUACAACUAUUAAUUUGGAAGUCUAUUGUCAUCAGCUGGACAAAUUGAAUGAUGCACUUAAACAGAAGAGGCCAGAAUUAACCAACAGGAAGGGUGUAGUGUUCCACCAGGAUAAUGCGAGACCUCAUACAAGUUUGGUCACUCGCCAAAAGCUUUCACAGCUUGAAUGGGACAUACUGCAACACCCACCAUAUUCUCCAGAUCUGGCGCCUUCCGAUUAUUAUUUGUUCCGGUCUCUGCAAAAUUUUUUGGAUGGUAAAACCUUUACCUCAAAUGAAGAUGUCAAAAACCACCUGAAUCAGUUUUUUGCCAGCAAGGACCAAAACUUUUAUGAGCGGGGAAUCAUGCUACUGCCAGAAAGAUGGCAAAAGGUAUUGGACCAGAAUGGCCAAUAUAUAAUUUAA